Molecule: messenger RNA, 1866 nt
Organism: Closterium sp. NIES-67
Lineage: Eukaryota; Viridiplantae; Streptophyta; Zygnematophyceae; Desmidiales; Closteriaceae
Source: the annotation of a GenBank genome assembly
AAUUGUUACGAUUUUUGUAGAACUACAGUAGACGGUUUCGGCUGACCUAGACGAUGUCGACCGCGGGCAUCAUGUUCGUAGUAGGCUGCUCUGCGAGUGCGACUUAUCCUCUCACUCGCGCGACUCUCCCUUUCGUCGCUCCGGUAGCAGCGUCCGCGAGACGCGGGCCUGCGACUGCGAAAACCACUGUCGAUACGGUCUCGGGUCACAGGGCCUUUCGCCGACCAACCGCAGCUGUCCCCGCGGAUUCCCGAGCCGUUCUUACGAAGAGGGAAUUUCGCGGCGGAAGAACGGUUCGGGAUUCUAGUCGGAUGUGGCGUUUCCGUAAAUUUUCUGACACCGAAGCAGCACGAUAUGGGGGCAGCUUACAUCGAGUACGGGAAGCGAUAGCUGAUAGCAGCUGGGGUUUCGGAAUGCGGACGAGGGGAGCUGACGACGCAGCGAGGCCGCGUAGCCAUCAUGGGAACGGGGAUGGGUGCAGCCCGAGGGAUGAUGGUAGCAGCAUCAGCAGCCAUGACAAUAAAACUGAUCGCACUGAUCGCGCUGAUAGCACCAAUAGCGGUAGCAGUGACAGCAGUGACAGAGACAGCAGUAGUGUCUACGGCAGUGGAGGCAGCGACAGAAGCAACAACGCUUCGCCUGGAGAUAGAAUGAGUGGCGGCAGCGCCUCCAGGACACGUGGCGGGCAGGGAAUGGUCCGCAUCCUGCUGUUCUGGCCUAACAUCAUUGGGUACCUGAGGUUCGCCCUCCUCGUCCUCCUCCUCCUCGUCCUUCCCCCCUCAACCCCUCCUCCUAGCAGCCUCCCACUGCAGUCAACAACCUACGCCAUGACCAUGCCUCUGCUGUGCGCUUUCCUCUACGUGAUCAACAUGGCAUUGGAUGGUGUGGAUGGCAUCGUGGCUCGCCGCCUGCGCCAGGUGUCGGCCUUUGGUGCGAUCCUGGACGUUGCUGUGGACAACGCACUGCGCACCGCCAUGUGGGCGGCUGCCAUGAACAGUGUCGCGCUGGGCAUGAGCAGCAACAGUGCGAGGCUCAUUCGAUUAGCCGCCGUCCUCAUACCUUGUGUUGAAUGGUUCACAUUCACAUGCUCCCAUGCCAGUGCACAGGGCAGCACGCAGGGCAGCACGCAGGGCAGCGCGCGGGGCAGUGGCAGGGUCACAACAGAGGUAGAAGGGGUCAAGGGAGGGGAGAGAGGGGAGAUAGGGGAGAGAGGGGAGAGAGGGGAGAGAGGGGAGAGAGGGGAGAGAGGGGAGAGAGGGGAGAGAGGGGAGAGAGGGGAGAGAGGGCCGAAGCAAGGGCACGAGGAGGAGGCGGAGGGGCUAGGAGACAAUGACCAGCAGGGGAAAGUCGAGGAGAGCGAGUCAGGGGGGGGAGAGGGGCAGGAGCCAGCUGCUAGUGAAAGGCGACCCAGGCCAAACUGGAAGGACGUGUGGGGUGGCAGGAACGACACGCCGAUGCUGGUGUCCCUUGUCAUGCGGAACGGGUUCAAGAGCCCUGUUGGAGUAAUUGCUAUUGCAGGUCUGCACUUCCUCCCUCUCUGGCUCUUUCUUCGACAUCAAUUACUCUCCCCUCUCCUCUCGCCCUCACACGCAACAUACAUGCAAAGCCAGCCUCUGUUGCACAAGCUGGGGAUAGGUGUUCUUUUGCCGUUGGCCUCUCGUCCGGUGGGGCUGAUUCUUGGUAUUGGAAGGCUUCUCUGUCUGCUCGUGGAGUUGUGGGUUAUUCGAAGUCACCUGUUCCAGAUUCUCCGAUCAGAUGUGGAAGCUCAUUCGUGCAAGUAGCUGUACAUUAUUAACGAUGUUAGAUUGGAAUCCAACGGUAAUUCUCUUCUAAAAAUACCAUGGUUCAGCAUGCAGUUGGUUUAGG